AACAGGAUGUUCCACGCAGGCGCACAUCAUUCUUCAGAAUAAAGGAUACGUCAGAAUUGUGCAGUCGAGACGACAACUUCUGUUUCGCUUUCAAAUGUAUUACUACUGAUUAAGUCUGAGGCCGGUAACAUCAACAGUGAGGACAAACCCAACCUGCCUCUCUCCUUCCACACUGAGUCCAAACCUACAGUCACUGGGUCCAGAUUGUGACAGUGGAGCCCAGUUUGCACUGCAGGAUCCAGAGAUGGCAUCAGUGAAGCUGGAAGACUGCAGUCAAACACUGGAGCUGAAUGUCAACAUUAAAGAUGAAGAAGAGGAGGAGAUUGGAAUAUCUGUUUCUCGUGUAACAUCAACAGUGAGGACAAACCCAGCCUGUCUCUCUCCUUCCACACUGAGUCCAAACCUACAGUCACUGGGUCCUGAUAGUGACAGUGAAGCCCAGUUUGCUCUGCAGGAUCCAGAGAUGGCAUCAGUGAAGCUGGAAGACUGCAGUCAAACACUGGAGCUGAAUGUCAACAUUAAAGAUGAAGAAGAGGAGGAGGAGAUUGGGAAAUCUGUUGCUCAUGUGAGUCCAAACCUACAGUCACUGGGUCCUGAUUGUGACAGUGGAGCCCAGUUUGUACCGCAGGAUCCAGAGAUGGCAUCAGUGAAGCUGGAAGACUGCAGUCAAACACUGGAGUUGAAUGUCAAUAUUAAAGAUGAAGAGGAGGAGGAGGAGAUUGGGACAUCUGUUAAUCAUGGAGACCAUGUUGAGACAUUCUCUACAUCCAGAGAGCAACAGCAGAAAGAUCACAGAGCUAAGAGGUCUCACCCCUGCCCACAUUGUGAGGAAAUAUUCCCAUUUCUAUCAAAGCUAAAAGUACACCUAAAAAUACACAGAGGAGAGAAUCAAUAUUCCUAUACUGACGGUGAGAAGAAUUUCACAACAUCCAAGACUGUGACAGUUCAUCAGAGAGUGCAUACAGGAGAGAAGCUGUUCUCCUGCUCUGACUGUGUAAAAUGCUUCACAACAUCAGCUAGGCUAAAAGUUCACCAGAGAACACACACAGGAGAGAAGCCUUACUCCUGCUCUGACUGUGUGGCGAGUUUCUCUCUACUGUGCAACUUAAAACGUCAUGAACGUAUACACACAGGAGAGAAGCUUUACUCCUGCUCUGACUGUGCAUCAAGUUUCUCUCUACUGUGCAACUUAAAACGACAUGAACGUAUACACACAGGAGAGAAGCCUUACUCCUGCUCUGAUUGUGGAAACAGUUAUUCUCUACUGGGCCACUUAAAAAGACACCAACAUAUACAUACAGGAGAGAAGCCUUACUCCUGCUCUGACUGUGGAAAGAGUUUCUCUCGACUGGGCCACUUAAAAACACAUAAACAUAUACAUACAGGAGAGAAGCCUUACUCCUGCUCUGACUGUGUAAAAUGCUUCAUAACAUCAACUGAGCUAAAAGUUCAUAAGAGAACACACACAGGAGAGAAGCCUUACUCCUGCUCUUAUUGUGUAAAAUGCUUCACAACAUCAACUAGGCUAAAAGUUCAUAAGAGAACACACACAGGAGAGAAGCCUUACAUCUGCUCUAACUGUGCGGCAAGUUUCUCUCUACUGUGCCACUUAAAACGACAUGAAACUAUACACACAGGGGUGAAGCCUUACUCCUGCUCUGACUGUGCGGCGUGUUUCUCUCUACUGUGCAACUUAAAACGACAUGAACGAAUACACACAGGAGAGAAGCCUUAUCACUGCACUGACUGUGAGAAGAGAUUCUACAGAUUGGGCCAUUUAAAAAGACACCAAUGUAUACAUAAAGGAGAGAAGCCUCAUCAGCUCUCUCAGACCAGCUAAGAUUAGACACUCCACUUAAUUCUCAUCUCAUAAAAUAAUUGGCAACGUUGAAUUGGAUCAAAUACAUCCUGUGGUGGAAAAAGUACCUAACGGUCAGACUGAGUGAAAGUAAUGAAACCUUAAUAGAAAAUUACUCAAUUAAAAGUGAGUCACCCAGUAAAAUACUACUUCAGUAAAAGUAUUUGCUUGUAAAUAUACUUAAAUAUCAAAAGUAAAAGUAUUAAUAAUUUCAAAUUCCUGAA
Molecule: messenger RNA, 2082 nt
Organism: Oncorhynchus tshawytscha (Chinook salmon)
Lineage: Eukaryota; Metazoa; Chordata; Actinopteri; Salmoniformes; Salmonidae
Product: zinc finger protein 501-like
Exons: 5
Coding region: 245-1840 (531 amino acids)
Biological process (GO): central nervous system development; regulation of transcription by RNA polymerase II
Cellular component (GO): nucleus
Molecular function (GO): DNA-binding transcription factor activity, RNA polymerase II-specific; RNA polymerase II cis-regulatory region sequence-specific DNA binding
Source: RefSeq, a predicted model, not a curated record